GGGAUUUAAACCCGCAACCUUCAGGCACAGGGUUCACGUGCGGGUCUCGUCCCGGGCACCGGGAGACGCCUCCAGGCUGCAGGACUGAGCCGGGACCGGGACCGGGACCCAGACCCAGACCCAGACCCGGACCCGGAGAGACCAGAGAGUGGCCAGUUCAGUUACUGCACCUUUAAGGGAGCGAUGACCUCGUCCCGCCUGUGGUUCACCUGAGUCUCCGGCUGUCCCCUCGUCCCCUGCAGCCACCAUGGAGGCCCUGAACGCCACGCCGGGCGUGUACCGCGGCCCGGAUGCCGGCGCCGCCCCCCCGGCCCCGCCCACCUUCCAGGAGGACCCCAUCAAGCUGCUGAGCGUGCAGGUGGUGUUGAUCCUGGCCUACAGCACCAUCAUCGUGCUGGGGGUUCUGGGUAAUUCUCUGGUGAUCUACGUCAUCUAUCGCUUCAAGACGCUGAGAACGGUGACCAACUUCUUCAUCGCCAACCUGGCAGUCGCCGACCUGCUGGUCAACACGCUGUGCCUCCCCUUCACGCUGGUCUACACGCUGCAGGGCGAGUGGAAGUUCGGCGGCGCGCUCUGCUUCCUGCUGCCGUACGCCCAGGGCCUCGCCGUGGGCGUGUCCACGGUCACGCUCAACGUCAUCGCCCUGGACCGCCACAGGUGCAUCGUGUACCACCUGGAGACGAGGAUGAGGAAGGACGUGUGCUUCGGCGUCAUCGCGCUCACCUGGCUGCUGAGCGCCGUGCUCGCCUCGCCGCUCGCCAUCUUCAGGGAGUACGGCUCCUUCACCCUGGAGCCAGGACACAGCAUCCAGGUGUGCAUGGAGCGGUGGCCGGGCGCCCAGCGCGGCGGCGCCCUGUACGGCGUCUCCGUGCUGCUGCUGCAGUUCUUCCUGCCGCUCGCUGUCAUCUCCUUCGCCUACGCCCGCAUCUGGUCCACGCUGCGCGCCCGCGGCGGCCCGGCGGCCGAGCGCCGGCGCCGGCGCCGCAAGACCACCAGGAUGCUGGUGGCCGUGGUGGCCGUGUUCGCCGUCAGCUGGCUGCCCUUCCACGCCUUCCAGCUCGCCACCGACAUCCACGGCGGCGUGCUGGACAUGCGCGCCUUCCGCCUGCUGUACACCGUGUUCCACGUGGGCGCCAUGUGCUCCACCUUCGCCAACCCGCUGCUCUACGGGUGGAUGAACCGCAACUACCGCGCCGCCUUCCUCGCCGUCUUCAAGUGUGGAGGCGGGGGGGGGGAGAGGGGGCGGGGCGGGCGGGGGGACAGCAUCCACCCCGCCGUGGGAGGAGGAGGAGGAGGAGGAGGAGGAGGAGGAGGAGGAGGAGGCCGGGCCAAGAGGAAGAAGAAGAACAAGGAGGUGGAGACCCAGGACGUAGCCUCCACCCACCUGAACGCCACCGAUGUGUGA
Messenger RNA from Pseudoliparis swirei, 1405 nucleotides. It is a transcript of the gene npy2rl, whose product is annotated as neuropeptide Y receptor Y2, like. Gene Ontology annotation, cellular component: membrane. Lineage: Eukaryota; Metazoa; Chordata; Actinopteri; Perciformes; Liparidae. Bases 248 to 1405 code for a protein of 385 amino acids. The transcript has 6 exons. The record is from RefSeq and is a predicted model, not a curated record. Gene Ontology annotation, molecular function: neuropeptide Y receptor activity. Gene Ontology annotation, biological process: G protein-coupled receptor signaling pathway.